ACAAUACUUGUGCUUCAUCAGCUUUUACCUGUGCCAGUGGGCAGUGUAUUCCAGGUCGCUGGCGUUGCGAUAAACAUAAUGACUGUUUUGAUGGCAGUGAUGAAUUGCAUUGUCCUACACAAGGACCCACUUCAUGCCCUGUAACCCUGUUCACCUGUGAUAAUAAUAGAUGUAUUCCAAGGAUCUGGCUAUGUGAUACUGAUAAUGACUGUGGUGAUGGGUCAGAUGAAAAAAACUGCACUUUUGCAGGUACUUGUGAGCCCAGGCAAUUUCAGUGUCCAGACCACCGCUGUAUUGAUCCAUUCUAUGUCUGCGAUGGAGACAAAGACUGCAUAGAUGGUGCUGAUGAGCAUGACUGCAUAUAUAACUGCAGUGCCACAGAGUUCAAAUGUCGAAGUGGAGACCAAUGUAUCAGCACUUACUACCACUGUGAUGGUGUUUUUGACUGUAAUGAUCACUCAGAUGAGACUGAUUGCCCUACAAGACCACCAGGCAUGUGCCACCAGAAUGAAUUCCAGUGUCAAUCAGAUGGCAAUUGUGUUCCUGCUAACUGGGAAUGUGAUGGCCAUCUUGACUGUGCAGAUGGCUCAGAUGAACAUCAUAGAUGUCCUGCCAGGACCUGUCCUCCAUCUCUUUUCCGCUGCGAUAAUGGCAACUGUGUCUAUCGAGCAUGGAUCUGUGAUGGUGAUAAUGACUGCAGAGAUAUGAGCGAUGAGAGAGAUUGUCCUACUCAACCCUUCCGGUGCCCCAGCUGGCAGUGGCAAUGUCCGGGUCACAGUAUCUGUGUGAAUCUGAGCAAAGUAUGUGAUAAUUCUGCUGAUUGUCCCAACGGAGCUGACGAAUCCCCCUUGUGCAAUCAGGAGAGCUGCUCUGACAAUAAUGCCGGCUGCACUCAUGAAUGUAUUCAAGGACCCUUUGGAGCUCAGUGUACUUGUCCGAUAGGAUACCAGCUUGCAAAUGACUCCAAGACCUGUGAAGAUAUUAAUGAAUGUGACCCUCCAGGCUUUUGUAGUCAGCAUUGUUACAAUGAGAGAGGGUCUUUUAGGUGUUACUGUGAUGAAGGAUACGUUUUAGAAACCAAUGGGAAGACUUGUAAAGCAGCAGAGUCUGGGAAUCUUCUUUUGCUGGUGGCAAGUCGUAACCAAAUUGUUGUGGACAACAUCACCUCUCAGUCACACAGUAUUUAUUCUCUGGUUCGGGAUGGGAGGAAUAUUGUGGCUAUUGAUUUUGAUUCAGUCACAGAUCGUAUCUUUUGGUCUGAUACAACACAGGAUAAAAUUUGGAGUGCUUAUCAAAAUGGGACUGACCGUAAAAUAGUGUUUGACAGUGGUGUCACCGUGACUGAAAGUAUAGCGGUAGAUUGGGUAGGUCGCAAUCUUUACUGGACAGACUUUGUUCUGGAAACAAUUGAAGUCUCUAAAAUGGAUGGGAGCCACAGGACUGUGCUGAUUAGUGAAAAUGUAACAAACCCAAGGGGACUAGUGUUAGAUCCCAGAAUUGAUGCUCAUGUAAUGUUCUGGACUGACUGGGGCCAAAACCCUCGAAUUGAAAAAGCCAGCAUGGAUGGCAAAAUGCGAACAGUGAUUAUUAACAAUAAAAUCUACUGGCCCAAUGGACUCUCCAUUGAUUACCCAAAUAAACUUCUCUAUUUUGCUGAUGCUUAUCUUGAUUAUAUCGAUUUUUGUGAUUACAAUGGAAACAACAGACGACAGGUGGUUGCAAGCGAUUUGAUAUUGCAGCAUCCACAUGCUCUAACUCUCUUCGAAGAUUUUGUGUACUGGAGUGACCGCUAUACUAAUCGAGUAAUUCGGGCCAAUAAAUGGCAUGGAGGAAACCAGACAGUUAUGAUUUAUAACAUUCACCAGCCUUUGGGGCUUGUGGCAGUCCAUCCUAUAAAGCAGCCUAAUGUUGAGCACCCAUUUCUUAUUGCUGUAAGAGAUAAUAUAAUUUAUGGAAUUUCUCUGAACCCUGAGGAGAAGACAAAUGAUGCUAUGAUUCCAAUAGCAGGAGUUCAAAAUGGCGUUGAUGUUGACUUUGAUGACUCCGAACAGAUGAUUUAUUGGGUUGAAAAUCCG
Messenger RNA from Balearica regulorum gibbericeps (East African grey crowned-crane), 2075 nucleotides. NCBI's taxonomy places the organism in Eukaryota, Metazoa, Chordata, Aves, Gruiformes, Gruidae. The record is from RefSeq and is a predicted model, not a curated record.